AUGACGGAGCGUAAGGUGAUGAAUAAGUAUUACCCACCCGACUUCGACCCGUCGAAGCUGUUGCCUAUGAGGAUGGUCAAGAAGCCUAGGGUUGAGCAACGAGGUCCGAAGUGCAUGAACAUCCGAAUGAUGCUGCCGUUCUCGAUGUGUUGUAGUCACUGUGGAGAGUAUCUGUAUAUCGCCACCAAGUUCAAUAGCAGGUGCCAGAAGUUGCCAGAGAAGAGUUCAUUGGGGCUCAACGUGUACCGAUUUUACGGUAAAUGCAAACAUUGUUUAGGCGAAUUCUCAUUCCGCACUGACCCUGAGCAUUCUGACUAUGUCUUGGAAACCGGCGGGACGAGAACAUAUGAGGGAUUCAAGGAUGCCGAUUUCGCAGAAGCGGAAGUGUCCCAUCGUAAAACUGGAGAGGAAAAUGAAUCGGAAACGAAAGCAAUGGAGAAUAGGAUAUAUGAUACUGCAGAGGAGAUGCGACGUUUAGAUGAGUUGGAUGAGCUGAAGGCUGUGAAUCGGAGGCAAGCUCAGCGUGAUCAGUUGAUCUCAUCGGCGUUGGAUAAGCUGUUUGAUGGAGACGUUUCUGGAGGUAGCAGUUCGUUAGUGAUGAAGGGUGAGAAGAAGGAAGAAGGAAGCGGUGGUGAUGGUGUGAAGAAGGAAGGGGAGGAUGAACAAGAGGAAAAACUUAAUGAUGGAGAUACAGCAGUAGCAGAGGCUGUGUUCAAGGGUGAUUUAGAAUGGGAGCGUAUCGAAGUGAUAUCUGAUGAUGAUGAGGAGGGAACCUCCACCGGAGAGAACCGAGCUAAGUCAAGCUCGUCAUCAAAGGAAAUGGAACCGCGUCCCCCUCCGGUGCACAUUGCUGAUGAAGUAGAAGCGGCAGCAGCCAAACGAAAAGCGGCGAUGCCUCACAUGGUGUUCAAAGCGAAGAAGAAAGCCAAGGCCACAUCGACUGCUCCGGAAGCUCCGCCCUCGGCUGUUACUCUCGGUGCGGCUCUGGGAGGAUAUGGGUCAUCUUCAAGUAGUGACGGCAGCGGUUCUAAUGGUGACGAUUGA
This is a messenger RNA of Perkinsus marinus ATCC 50983, 1044 nucleotides long. Its product is annotated as Cell cycle control protein cwf16, putative. Gene Ontology annotation, biological process: mRNA splicing, via spliceosome. The record is from RefSeq and is a predicted model, not a curated record. The transcript is spliced from 10 exons. The coding region runs from base 1 to 1044 and encodes 347 amino acids. NCBI's taxonomy places the organism in Eukaryota, Perkinsozoa, Perkinsida, Perkinsidae. Gene Ontology annotation, cellular component: U2-type catalytic step 1 spliceosome.